AAAUAAAUUGAAAGAAAGGGAAAUUAUUAGAAACAUAAACCCUAGCCGAGCCAAUCCCUCUCCCAUUGCCGCACAAUCUUAUUCGUCAAUCUUCUUCCUUGCUCUCAGGAAUGGAAUCACAGAUCAAACAUGCUGUGGUGGUGAAAGUAAUGGGUAGAACUGGAUCAAGAGGGCAGGUGACUCAAGUGAGAGUCAAGUUUCUGGAUGAUCAGAAUCGUUAUAUUAUGAGGAAUGUCAAGGGACCAGUCAGGGAAGGCGAUAUUCUUACCCUACUUGAGUCCGAGAGGGAAGCUAGAAGGUUACGUUAAUGGAAAAUGCCAUCAUGUUUUUUCCUCUUUUCAAGUGUGGAUUUUAGUAACUAGUUUGCUCCUAGACCUUUGAUUCUGGGGCUGAAUGUGUGAACUAGAUGAGGUAAUUUAAUUGAGUUUUGAUGAGAAUUUGUGGUUUUUUACUUAUUGCUUAAUGAAUGUGAAGGAAUGAUUUUGUGUUACUUUUGUCAUGCAUGGCUGUAUUUGAGUUGAAUGCUAGUUGAAAGGUCUUUUAAUAA
Benincasa hispida (wax gourd) is the source of this 547-nucleotide messenger RNA. RefSeq names its product small ribosomal subunit protein eS28z/eS28y. Gene Ontology annotation, biological process: translation; maturation of SSU-rRNA; ribosomal small subunit assembly. Gene Ontology annotation, cellular component: ribosome; cytosolic small ribosomal subunit. Gene Ontology annotation, molecular function: structural constituent of ribosome. The record is from RefSeq and is a predicted model, not a curated record. NCBI's taxonomy places the organism in Eukaryota, Viridiplantae, Streptophyta, Magnoliopsida, Cucurbitales, Cucurbitaceae.